This is a messenger RNA of Etheostoma cragini (Arkansas darter), 3576 nucleotides long. RefSeq names its product retinoic acid receptor beta-like. Gene Ontology annotation, molecular function: nuclear glucocorticoid receptor binding; RNA polymerase II cis-regulatory region sequence-specific DNA binding; nuclear receptor activity. Gene Ontology annotation, biological process: cellular response to corticotropin-releasing hormone stimulus; regulation of transcription by RNA polymerase II; retinoic acid receptor signaling pathway. Gene Ontology annotation, cellular component: transcription regulator complex; nucleus. The transcript has 8 exons. The record is from RefSeq and is a predicted model, not a curated record. Lineage: Eukaryota; Metazoa; Chordata; Actinopteri; Perciformes; Percidae. Bases 636 to 2009 code for a protein of 457 amino acids.
CUGGGUCAUUUGAAGGCCAGCAGCCUCGGAAGGGUUCACACCAAGUUCACUCGCAUAUAUUAGGCAAUUCAAUCUUUCAUUCUCUCUGGCAAAACUAGUUGGAAACGAGCUGCACGGGGGGACGGAUAACCCAUUCGUCAUCGGAGAGGAGAACGUGUGCGUUUUAAAAACGCCGUCCGUGAUAUUUUUGGGAAGAGCAAAAAGAAAGAUAUCCUCCAGCUCCGGUGGCGCGUUCCACACAGCUGGCUGCUGGGAGCCGGGACGGGGCGAGUCAAUGAAAACACGGCGGGGAUAUUAUUAUAUCAUUAUUAUUAGAUUAUUAUUAGUAGUAGUAGUAGUGGUAUUAUAAGUCCCGUUCACACGUCCUUGGCGGUGCAUUGACUUGGCACGAGAGAAGAAAAAAUGGAAAACGAGCAUUUAGAAGGAGCCGUGGAGCAUUUUUAGUCCGAGGAAAUCCAUGAUUCCGGUGCGGGACGAAGCAGAAGUAGAGGAGCGAAAUCCGUCGUGCCAAGAACGAGAGGAGGAGGAAGAAACAGAAGAAGAAGAAGGAGUUUGAUGGAGUUGUGUGCGCUUUACGCCGCUGAUUUUUCUCCAUAACGCACAAGCAGACUGUGGCUGAACGGCGCGCCGGCAUCAUGUUUGACUGCAUGGACGUGCUGGCCGUGAGUCCCGGACAGAUGCUGGACUUCUACACGUCCAGCCCGUCCUCGUGCAUGCUGCAGGAGAAGGCUCUGAAGGCGUGCAUCAGCGGACUGGCGCACAGAGAGUGGCAGCACCGGCGGAGCGCACACUCCAUUGAAACACAGAGCACCAGUUCUGAGGAGCUGGUCCCCAGCCCGCCUUCCCCGCCGGCCCCACCUAGAAUCUACAAGCCCUGCUUCGUCUGCCAGGACAAGUCCUCUGGUUACCACUAUGGUGUCAGUGCUUGUGAGGGCUGCAAGGGUUUUUUCCGCCGAAGCAUCCAGAAGAACAUGGUGUACACGUGUCACCGGGACAAGAACUGCAUUAUCAACAAGGUGACGAGAAACCGCUGUCAGUACUGCCGCCUGCAGAAGUGCUUUGGAGUGGGAAUGUCCAAAGAGUCUGUUCGAAAUGACCGGAAUAAGAAAAAGAGGGAGAGCCCAAAGCCCGAGCUGGCAGAGAGUUAUGAGCUGACAGCUGAGCAGGAGAACAUCAUUGAAAAGAUCCGUAAGGCCCAUCAAGAAACCUUCCCCUCCCUCUGCCAGCUUGGCAAAUACACCACGAACUCGAGUGCAGACCACCGUGUGAGGCUGGACCUGGGCCUGUGGGACAAAUUCAGCGAGCUGGCCACUAAGUGCAUUAUCAAGAUCGUGGAAUUUGCCAAACGCGUGCCUGGCUUCACAGCGCUGACCAUCGCCGACCAGAUCACUCUCCUGAAAGCUGCCUGUCUGGACAUUCUGAUCCUGCGCAUCUGUACAAGGUACACCCCUGACCAGGACACCAUGACCUUCUCUGACGGGCUGACCCUCAACCGGACGCAGAUGCACAACGCUGGCUUUGGGCCGCUCACCGACUUGGUGUUCACUUUUGCCAACCAGCUGCUGCCCAUCGAGAUGGACGACACGGAGACAGGCCUCCUCAGCGCCAUCUGUCUCAUCUCCGGAGACCGCCAGGACCUGGAGGAGCCCUCCAAGGUGGACCAGCUCCAGGAGCCGCUCCUAGAAGCUCUGAAGAUCUACGUGAGGAAGCGGCGGCCCAGCAAACCGCACAUGUUCCCCAAAACCCUGAUGAAGAUCACAGACCUGCGCAGCAUCAGCGCUAAAGGAGCAGAGCGGGUCAUCUCUCUGAAGAUGGAGAUCCCGGGUUCCAUGCCGCCGCUCAUCCAGGAGAUGCUGGAGAACUCGGAGGGCCAAGAUGGCCAGAGCAGCAGCAGCAGCGCGUCGGCCGAGGCGGGGGCCAGCCCCAGCAGUAAAGGCAGCCCCAACGAGGACGCCGCCGAGUCGCCGGAGUCGGACGCCGAGGGGGCCACGCCCAGCGACGAGCCCUAGGAGGCUCUCGAUGACAUUCCUUUGCACAAAGAAGGACCAGCACCUCUAUAACCCCUCCACCGCCACUCCUUUGCUUGGUAUUCCGUUCUCGUUACACCCUGGUCCUAUUUUUCUCCCCCAUGUCCCCUAAAGUUUCCUUCCUUAAACAGAAUACGUGAACACGGAGGCCUCAAAGGAUCAGUGCUUUGUGUAUAAUUCAAAAUUGAGCUCUUAAUUGGAAGGUGUCUCUGGGACAGGAAGGGCGCGGCCCUCGCAAGCCGCCAGAGAUGAUACUCCUCAGGUCUCCUGUGUAAAUUCUUAUCUGCAUGACGGGAGUUGGAUAAGUGGUUUUACUCCUCUUUCUAUGUCCUCAUCUCUUCUCAUUUCUCGUAUUGUUGGCACACGUGCAUUGUACAUACCAUUGUAUGGUUAGAUCUCUGUUUCUAUGAUGAAUUUUGUGGUGCUUUUUCAUUGUCUUAAAUAUUAUCUUUGAGGCGAUACAUCAAGGUUUAAAGCGGGACUACUUGUAAGUCCUUCAAAAUGUUAUCUAGAAUGUUGUUGCAUAUAGACAUUACGGAAGUCUAAUAUUUUAUAUUUGCUCCUAUAUUUAAAAACUGUUUUUUUCUCGGUUAAUGUCUCUACAUGAUCGAGUGUGCAUCCACGCCGCCAGAAUGCAAAGCUUCUCUCCAUAACAACAGCCGAGUCCGUUCCACUGUUUCCUCAAAGGAGAGAAGCACAACAGCCGAAGCCUUUGAUACACACUCUUCAGAUUGGCGUCGUCUGUUUAAGUCUCGGUCUCGACAUGAAUCACCGAGACCCGACGAAUGGGAUUAGAUUUCCAACGAGCCGGUCUAUGAAAUCAACUCCUCUGGUGGCUGAGUCAGUUUGCCUCACUUUAACAACCGAUGGGGACAAUGAGGCCGCUGAUAGAUGCCAGAGGGUUCUCCACAGCAGGCUGUGAUCACAUAGGACUCUUUUUGGAUCCAGUUCCCUGUCAUUAACUGGACCAUGAUUCAACUCAAACAGUGUCGCACUUUAUUAUCAUCAUCUGGUCAGUUGAGAGGUUUAACACGCUAAAAUCUGAUUCCCCCACAGCAUCACGCUUAUAUUUAAGUGUCCAUUCUAUGAGGAAGAUGCCUGGCUGCUCGCUAUUUCCUAAUCUCAUCUCCACCAACAAGAUUUUGUUGAGUGGAAAAGAAGGUCUCAUUGCCAGGGAAACUAAUGCAUUAGAGCAUACGUAGGAAGACAAAUGUUGGCACAGCAACAACUAAACGGAGAUGAAAAUAAAUCCUCAAAACGGACGUCAUGAAACAACGUCCUCCCCCCCCGUCCCAGCACUCAGCAGACAGGAGAUGACUAACAUAUUCUUUGUGAAUCUUUACAAUCAUUUACCGAAAGAACCACGAAGGUCCGACUAGCUGCACGAUCCAAGUGUUUUUCAUUUAGUUCUUCAUUUUUAAAACUUGAUAUUUUUAGCUUGCUAGCUCGAAGGUUGUUUUUUGUAGCGAAGGGACUUUAACGGUAGCACAGAGAGAGCGGACAUGUCAGGCUUCAUCCUGGUAAUGGACUUCCGUUGAUCUGGACCAGA